Molecule: messenger RNA, 1393 nt
Organism: Copidosoma floridanum
Lineage: Eukaryota; Metazoa; Arthropoda; Insecta; Hymenoptera; Encyrtidae
Gene: senju
Product: UDP-galactose transporter senju
Biological process (GO): pyrimidine nucleotide-sugar transmembrane transport
Cellular component (GO): Golgi membrane
Molecular function (GO): pyrimidine nucleotide-sugar transmembrane transporter activity
Source: RefSeq, a predicted model, not a curated record
CGUGCAGGGUUGUUGAGUUUGCGUCUGCACUUAAGCUGGUCACUGGUGAUAGUGGUGAUGCAGUCAUAAUAUACGGUGCAACACCGAGACCGAAGCCGGAUAACGAUUGUGCUUUGCUGUACUUACAUGUGUAUAAAAGUACAUGUAGUAAAAAAACGAGAGAAUGAUAAUUUGGAGCGCAGAUAAACCUGAUAAACAGAAAAACCGAAGCACACCAAUACAAUGGGAACGAUAAAUUGGUCGGAGCUCUUUCCUGGACGAUGGAGUGCCAUUAUUUUCGUUCUAUACAUCACCCUUUUUGUCAAUCAAGGAAUAAUCAUAACAUGGUCGCAAAAGCAGGGGAAAUAUGAUUAUAGUAUUGUUAUAGUUGUUCUGAUGACUGAGGUCUUAAAAUUAGUCUGCUCUACACUUUUAUACUGUAAAGACAAUUCGUUACAAAGUUUAGUACAAGAAGUUUUGAAACAUAAAAGAGUAUUACUACUGUAUAUGGUACCGUCAUCUUUAUAUUGCCUGUAUAAUAACUUAUCCUUUGUGAAUUUAGCAGCGUUUGAUCCUCCAACAUAUUUUUUACUACUCCAAUUACGAGUUGUGGUAACCGGAAUAAUUUUUCAGGUAGUAUUCAAGAAGACGUUAUCAAAGAAGCAGUGGGUAUCAUUAGUCUUAUUGACUUUAGGAUGCAUGAUAAAGCAUUUGAAUAUUGAUUAUGACAAUGCUCUUCCAAAGAUUAAUUUCCAUCUAAAUAUCAAUAUUAUAUUUAUUUUCAUUCAGACAAUCUGCUCGUGCUUAGCAGGUGUCUACAAUGAAUACCUCCUCAAGGAAGGUUCCAAUAUAAAUAUCUUUGUGCAAAACGUGUUCAUGUACAUUGACAGUAUUCUGUGCAACGUUGUGGUACUACUGAUCCAGGGCAAUCUCCUGGAGGCUUUUAAUGAUGCAGGACCUCACAUAUUUAUGGAUCCUAAAGUUAUUUUGAUAAUGUUUAACAAUAUGGCAAUCGGGAUCGUUACCAGUUUCUUUCUCAAAAAUCUCAACUCUAUUGUGAAAACGUUUGCUAGUGCCUUAGAGUUGGUUUUCACAGCCAUCCUCUGCUGGCUUUUCUUCGGUAUUCCGAUUUAUCUUAGUACUGCUAUUGCUAUUGCUCUUGUUAGUUAUGCUGUUAUACUGUAUUCACAAAAUCCUGUUCAGAAUGUCAAGCCUUCAUCGAAUUAUAGUCAUACAGAUGCAGAAGACAUUGAAAAAUGUAUACUUAUAAGUCAGAAAGAGUCGCAAAUUGUAUAGUAUUUUUUAUAUUUAUUUCAUACACUUGAUUUUAUCCAAGUGUCACUGUUGUAAAUUAUUUAUUGUGUAUAUAUGCUUAUCAUAAUAUUAACUUUUGGUGCAAUAAAAUUUUUGAUUU